Molecule: messenger RNA, 2088 nt
Organism: Trypanosoma grayi
Lineage: Eukaryota; Euglenozoa; Kinetoplastea; Trypanosomatida; Trypanosomatidae
Exons: 1
Coding region: 1-2088 (695 amino acids)
Source: RefSeq, a predicted model, not a curated record
AUGUGCUACAGGCAGCAGCAGCAGCCCGCGUCGGUACUCGGCGCGCACGGCUUCACAACGGAAGUGGCGGGCCGCGACCGCGUGCGUUACUUCCGCCGUCCGGUCGAGGCGCGCAGCAUCCCGACGGCGUAUGCCGAUAUUGACAACGUCCGCUUCGCCUCCAGCGCGCCCGCAACGCCGCUGCCGACAGUCGGGCAAUUCGCUGCCGCGUCGUUCCCCAGCCGCACCGCCUCUGCGGCUGGGAAGAGCGGAGAGGCGCGGCCAUACCGGCUGCCGGCGAUGCGGAAACGUGGCAUGGACAAAGCACCGCAAAAGCCUGUGACACCAACAACAAAAACAACAAUCACUUCGGAGGGUAGUGCGGGACAGGGGCGCGACGCGGGUAUCCAAACGGUAUUUCGCGAGAACGAGGCACAGACGUUGCCGUACACACCCGACUUCUACAUUCCGGAGGGCGGCGACCCCAACCCGGAGGUGCUUGGCCUGCGUGACUUGAAGUGGAAUGACGGGCUGCCGGCCGGCACGGAGGAGGUGGAGCUCAUUCAGCGACUGCGGCGUCGACGCGCACUGGAGGCCUCGCUCCCGCAAGAGACGGACGCCAAAACGGCGGAGGUGCGAUUCCGCGCCCUCUACGAGUUGGAGGAGCAGGAGCGGAAGGAGCGCGAGGAGCAUAUGGAGAAGAUACGCCAGCGCCGCCUCAAUGGAAUCCGCGACGCCCUGAUGGAGCGCGAUCGCGCACGUGAGGAGGCCAACCGCUGUCGGCUGGAGGUUGUCAAGGCGCAGAGGCUCGCUGAUUUGCGGCGGGUGAUUGAGCGGACAGAGGUGAAGCGCAUCGCAACUGAGCAAAAGUCAAUGGAGAAGGGGGCAUCCGCGACGACGCCGUCUGCCACACGCGGGAUGCAUGCCGUGGAUCCGAUCGAGACACACAAACAAAAGAAGGAUCUAAUAGAAAACUACUCCAAGUACGGCGCUGCCGCCUCCACGCCGCAUGUCCCAGUCAGCGGCUCCAGGCCACCUGCGCCAAUGAAACCGGCUGAACACUUCCGCCACUAUGAUGUGCGCCCGACAAUGCUCACGUUACCGGAGGGCGUCAAGGAGCUGGAAGGCGCCAAGGUGCCACGCAUACUGCAGCUCCCACAGAAUGUCUUUGUGGCGCCGGAGAACCACGCCAUUAACUCUCUGCCAACGCUCUACCAGCGGCGCGAGGCAACACGUGUGGUGGACGCACUCGAGUAUGUCAAUGCGAAGAUUCAGAAGGAUGAUGCCCCUGCUGAGGCGUUCCGUGUGCUAGAGCUCUACCGUGCCACUCCACGCCUGCAGCGCCCCGACACACCCGAGUUGGAGUUGGAGGGUGACGCGGAAGAGGAGGUGGAGGAGGCUUGCAUCCUUCUCCAGCGUCUGCUGCGUGGUCGCGCGGUACAGAACGACUUCUUUGAUGGCAAGGAGCGGUGUCGUGGUCUUAUUGAGGAGCUGCAGGCGGCCUCGAACGCCAAGUACGCGGAACGCAGCCCGGAGAAGAAGAAAGAGGAUGCGGAGGCCAAGCGACGCGAGGGCAUCGCCGACAGCGUGGCAGAUGUGGCACAGGGAGACAUCAUUGUGGAUACAUUAGACUACCUCUUCCAUGAACUGACGCGGCGGCAAGACCUCAGUGCGUUGGAGGAUCUCCGCUCUGAGGCGGAGGCGGUACGUGCAGAACGUGAGGCAAAGGAGGCGGAGCUCCGCGCACAGGAACGCAUCCUGCACGACAAGGAAGCGGUUCAAUACGCUGCCUACACUCGCGCUAUUGACGACGUGGUGGAGUGCUACGCGCACCAGCUUUACACCACUGCAGCGGAGGAGUGUGCGAUGGAGGAGGCGAUUGGCGCAGAGUGCAGCCGCCUGGAGAGCAUUCCCCGCCCCUCCUUCAACCUCAGCACCCCCGACGGGACGGAGAACGUGGUAUGCGACAUGCUCGACAGCUUUGUGCUGCCAACAGUGGUGGACAUGGUGCGCCUUCGCCCGGACAACUUGAAGCGGGAAGCCCCUGCUGCUCUGGCGGUCGAUGUUCUCAAAGACGCCCUUCCACCGAAAGAAGAUCACUCUGCAUAG